AUGAUCCGGCAAGAGCCGAAAGUCCAUUUUCUCUAUGAAAAUGUGAGUUUGGGCUCGUUUCUCGACUCGGUGCCCACGUGCGAAGAGGUCGAAUUCGCCGCGUUUGAGGACGUUCACGCGUGAGUUUCACUCGAUCUCGAAUGCACUUUUACAAAAAGUAUUGUGAAAAUUCGAAGCCACGGCGACCAAAAUCGUAGAAAGGGGCGUGGCCUAGCGUGCACGGUUUAUCAUCAUUUUGGCGCGAAAUUCGAAAUUUAACUCCAUUUUUCAUGUUUUUCGUCAAAAAUUACCCGAAUUUUGUACGAUUUCGACGAUGCGAUUGCAUAACUUUGUUAAACUAAUCAUCGCGCGCACUUUUUGAGCUUAAAACGAGCAGGUUUCAUUCAGAAAUGAAUCAAUUGAAUCGAUUUUCAAGUUUUUUGCUGAAAAUGCGCGAAUUUCAGUCAUUCGCCGACACUUUUUGCCGUUUGAAGGCUUAAAAAACUUGUAUUAACGUGCUUAAUCACUUCCGAAACACUCACUUCGUCUCAAAAAUAUCCAGAUCGGCCGGUAUGAAAAUUCCGAAAUUACGGCGGCGAUUGGGCGUAUUGCGAAAUAUGCCAAAAACGUCUCAAACGCGGCGUUUUCACGAAAAUUGCAAUGUUUUCUCUCUUUAAUGUCUCUUCUUUCGUCGAUAUCAAACACAAAAAUAUCGGAAAAGUGCUGGAAUUGCGGCAAUUUUCAGAAAACGCGUCUCAGAUUAGGCCACGCCCAUUUCUACACUUUUGGUCGCCGUGAUAUUGUGAAAAUUCGAUGUGCAUUUGAAAAGUUUAAUGCCGCGUCCAAAGUCUCGGAAAACCGGAAAAACCGCAGGUUUAUCUGUCCAAAUUCGACCGAAAUUCGCGUGAAAAAUACGGGGGUGCGCACAGCUCAACGAAUGUAACCGUACGCCUAAAACUACGGUUUUUUUGUUGAAAAUUUGUUAUUAUAGGGGCACCGAACAGAAAGGGCGCUCUGUUGAGAAACUAUUUUUGCAGUGCAAAUUGAGCAGCGACCUCGGGGCCGAGUUUGAAAAGUUAGGCCACGUUUUCAGUGGAAAAUUACUUCGCGGCCUAGAAAUUCUGCCAGAUUGCGAACAGCGCGCCCUUUCUGUCCGGUGCCCCUAUAAUAAUUUCUUGAGGAUCAUUGAAAAUAUUCAAUUUUCUUACGCAAAUUUUCAAAAAAUACCGUAGUUUUAGCUGUGCGCACCCCCGUGUUUUUCACGCAAAUUUCGGCCGAUUUUGGACAGAUAAACCUGCGCUUUUUACGGUUUUCCGAGACUUUGGACGCGGUUUAGCGGUGACAGAGCAAUAUGGGGGCUACAGCGAGCUUAGUACGUGUUGCUUCGAGACAAUGUAGUAGCUCAGCUGUCUGUGGAGACAUGAAAGUUGACAACUUUUCGAUAUCUCCGCGUACAACUGAGAUAAAUCGUCUCAUCAUUUGUUCCUCUCAUUUCUCAUUUUCAGCAAGAGCAGCCUGCGAAUCGGCAAAAACGCGGACCUCGAGAUCCGUUUGCGCCGUGACGGUCCGCCGCAGGAUCAGUGGCUCGCCAAGGGCGUCAUCCGCAUUCUGCUCUGGAACUCGGACGUCCAAAUCGACGGCUUCUACCCGGCCAACUUCUGCAACGAGAAGCCGUUCCACGUCGUCGACCUGAUGAGCCGAAAGUCUCUUCAGUCGGAGGUCGGCGAGGAGGUUUUCAACGUGGACGUGUCGAUCAAGUUUGACAAGUGGGAGGGUCUGAAAGUGAUCAAACUGUUCCAAUUCGACCAUCGCUACCUGGAUUCGAACUUGAAUUUGAACGUGCAAGGACACGAUUUCUACGUGCGCUCCAAGACGGUCUUCAAGGAGAUUCCGGCGCUCCGUGAGUAUUUGGAGCAGAAUUUCGAGGCGGGAACGAAGCAAUAUGUGAUUAGUGAUUUGCAAGGAGAGAAGAGCAUGCCCGCGUUCGAGACCAUGCUCCAGGUCGCCUUCCGAUGCAGUUUCAUCACCAAUUGUGAGUCACGUCUCACGGUUUUCAGAGCUGACAAUGGGCGCAAGUGCGCCCCGCCCAAUAGAGCGAUACAUUGGUGCGAAAUUCAAAUUUUUACAGCAAAAUUUGUGUUUUUUGCCAGAUUAGCCACGAAAAACCGAUAAUUUCUCAUUUGUCUCUCGAAAGACCUAUUUUGUAGGCUAAUACGAAUUUUUUAAGCGCAAGAGCGUUAAAUUUGGUCAAGUCGCAAAUCACAUUUAUCCGUUUGAAGGUUUUUGGCUAAAACUGCGUGAAUUUCAGUUGCUUUUCGGUAGUUUUCGCGGUUCGAGCGCUCAAAAUGCUUGUAUUUACGUGAUUUAUCAUUCUCAAAACCAAUUCUGUCUGAAAACGGUCAAGAAAGCGCAAAAUGAGAAGUGCGGUUUUUAGGCGGCGAUCGGCGGCGAAGGCGAAAAAGCAAAGUCCGCGAAAAAUGCGCCAAGAUGUAAUUAAUUCUGAGAAUUAGUGUGUUUUCAUGUCGAGCAAUCAUUUUUCAUCGCCUUUGACGACAAAAAUCAGAAAAAACCUGCUCAAUUCAUGAAUACGCCAUUUGGCCGAGGCCACGCCCAUAUUGUCAGCUCUGGAGACCGUGACGUCUUUCUAAAAAAACGCUAUUGUCGGACUUUCAGUGCACGAGGUCGGAGAGGUUCUCUCGUUGGCGUUCCGCUUCGACUACCCGCAACUGAAGAAGAAGUGCGAGUAUUAUCUGAUGAACGAGCCGGAGUCCGAGUGGUUCCAGAAGUUGGCCUUUGCCGAUCUUUACGAUCUUCCGUUGCUCAGAGUGAGUUCGGUCUCUUGUACUAUGGCAUCCUAAACACUUUUUCUUUAGCAACACGUGCUCGACAACACGGUCGGCCUUCGUCAAAUCUGCAAGCACCUCCAUUACCACCGCUUCCUCUCCACCGAAACGCUGCGCUCGAUUCUGGCGAAGGCGCUCGAGAUGAGCGAUCUGAAGCAGUUCGGGGAGGAGCCGCCGAGUGGUUGGCAGACGCCGUGCCUCCACAAGAUCACCGAAAACCGGUGGGAACGGCUGAAACGCGUGCCGGUGGUCGGAGGGAUCGUCGGCGAACCGGAUGUGACUGAGGCCGUCGAGAAGUUCGAGAGCACUUUUAUGCCGAAACACUUUGGCGUCGAGCUCAUCACUCCACACUUCUCGUUUGCCGAGAAGAAGUUGAAGUGAGUUGCGUUUGGCUCUCGAGCUACAGUAGCACUUUACAGUCUGUUCAACUACAACAUCCAACUGGGACCGGAUCAUCGUCUGCUCUACAAGCUCGAGUGGAACAACGUGCAGCCGGCGAAUCUCGUGUGGUCCGUCGACGCGACCGUCCUCAUCCGCAUGCAAUAUCUGGGCAGCCAUAGCUGGGAGCACUCGGAGCGCGUCUGCUUCGACUACGACCAUCAGUCGAUCUUCUUCGACGGACUGCAUAUUCAGAAGGUGUUCCCCGGCGGCGUCGAGCAUCUUCUCGACGGCCUCGGCAGCAAUCCGACGCUGCCGAUGGUCGAGAUGCUGGUGAUGGUGCAGAAGAUUCGCGGACUGCAGCUGGAUCCGAAGGAGAUGGUCGAGGAGAUGGACGACGAGUGGAUCCUGCAGCCGGCGCGCAACUCUCCGAUCGUCUGCUGCGGAAAGUACGUGUACGUGGACAAGGAUGUGCUGCGCGCCAAGUCGCGAAUCUUCUCGAAGAUCUUCGAGCAGACGUACGAGCCGAUCACGAUUCCGUUGCUGCCCGAGAAGUUCGACGUGUUCGCCGGUUUCCUGGACAUUCUCCACGGCGAAGACGUCCAUUUCAACUACCAGAACGUGUUUCUGAUCGCCGAAUUCGCUCGUUGCUAUCAGGUCGAGGAUUUGCUCAAUCGGGUCGUCGAUUGGCUCAUCGAAGAGCCCGGAAUGAGCAAAAUUCAGAAGCUCGAGCUCUCAGUGAUCCACGCGAUUCCGGAGCUUCAGGUGUGAAGCGCGUCUUCUAAGACUAGACGCCACACAACAAAUGUUUUUUUGCAGAAAUUCGUCACCGAGAACAUUGUCUCGCUGGACGAGCUGCUCGCGAUGCUCGAAGGCCUUCCGAACUUUAGCCGCCGCGUGCUCCAGCUCCUGCAGGACCGCAUGUGCACGCUGCCGCUGCCCUCGAACAACAUUUUCGAAGAGUAG
This is a messenger RNA of Caenorhabditis sp. 36 PRJEB53466, 4166 nucleotides long. The record is from the annotation of a GenBank genome assembly. NCBI's taxonomy places the organism in Eukaryota, Metazoa, Nematoda, Chromadorea, Rhabditida, Rhabditidae.